AGAGUCGGGUAUAAAGGACUCGUGGAAGGCGGGAGUGGACGCAGUUUUGAACUGGCGGCAGCGACGUAAAAUAAAAGAGGUCUUUCUUGAGUGGCGCUAGCGUUUCCGAACCGCCUUCCACGUUUCUCCUUCCGGGAGUGAAGCGAGGCCUCAUUCAAAAAUGGCUGGUGGCAAAGCUGGGAAGGACUCCGGAAAGACGAAGACCAAGACAGUAUCCCGUUCACAGAGAGCUGGCUUACAGUUCCCUGUUGGCCGUAUUCACCGGCAUCUUAAAUCAAGGACUACCAGUCAUGGACGUGUGGGGGCAACAGCUGCUGUAUAUAGUGCUGCUAUCCUGGAGUACCUUACAGCUGAGGUUCUUGAGCUAGCAGGAAAUGCAUCCAAAGACUUGAAGGUGAAGCGAAUCACUCCCCGCCACUUGCAGCUUGCCAUAAGAGGUGAUGAGGAACUGGAUUCCCUAAUCAAAGCAACAAUUGCUGGUGGAGGUGUAAUUCCGCACAUUCAUAAAUCUCUCAUUGGAAAGAAAGGUCAACAGAAAACAGUUUAAAGGAUUCCUUGUUAAUUUAGGACUCUUAAAUGCUCAGUUGUCCAGUGUUGGUGGAUUUCCAGUGGACUGCAUCUGUGAAACACAAUUUUGCCUUUUCUGUAACCUUGAAGCUGGAACCCAUCGAGCUUUCUAACAAACCAAAAUUCUACAUUGAAGUCUUAACCUUAUUUAAGUGUUACAUAGCUUCAGAGAAGCUUUUGUCUGUAGUGGUUCUAGACUGUUUUUAGAUUUGUUGGAUUUUAAUGAGAUUCUUGACAUCGUUGCUGAUUUACAAUUUUUUUAUGCUUCAAGUUCCUUUAUUCAGUUAUUGUACACUAUAAUAUUUAACUACAAAAGAUUCUUGACACUAGCGCCAUUAAUACCUUUAUGAAAUAAACAGCUUUAAAUAUAAAA
This is a messenger RNA of Elgaria multicarinata webbii, 940 nucleotides long. Its product is annotated as histone H2A.Z. Bases 161 to 547 code for a protein of 128 amino acids. NCBI's taxonomy places the organism in Eukaryota, Metazoa, Chordata, Lepidosauria, Squamata, Anguidae. Gene Ontology annotation, cellular component: chromatin; nucleosome. Gene Ontology annotation, biological process: heterochromatin formation. Gene Ontology annotation, molecular function: DNA binding; structural constituent of chromatin; protein heterodimerization activity. The record is from RefSeq and is a predicted model, not a curated record. The transcript has 5 exons.